AUGCAGUGCAUAUCUCCAAUAUAUCUCAAAAGUAGUUGUCAUCAGUGGGUGAUGCCUUCCGGAUGUUACAGGUCACCUUACCGUCUUUAUCGACCGUAUCAGCUAGAAGUACCACCGCCAUCAGCACUUGUUAAUGGUUCUGCUACACUUUACCGUACUCCAAAUCUUGAUGUGUUAUCUGAAAUCAAUCGGCGAUCGCGACGAUUAGAACGUAUUGUAUUUUACCAAAAGAUUUUAGCAAUCACUCAGGUAUGCGAAAUAUGUCAACCAAUUUUUUUCGUUGUUGCAUCAUUCGUUUUGUUAUUUUGUGUUUUGCGACCAACCAAAUGCACAUCGCAGAUUGCAAUUGCAUCACUUGUCGCAACAAUAGCGCCACUUUUAAUCUUUCCAACUCAUUCGCCAUUUGUAAUCAGUAUGUUUAACAGCUUUUAA
Messenger RNA from Thelazia callipaeda (thelaziosis nematode), 432 nucleotides. NCBI's taxonomy places the organism in Eukaryota, Metazoa, Nematoda, Chromadorea, Rhabditida, Thelaziidae. The record is from the annotation of a GenBank genome assembly.